This is a messenger RNA of Anoplopoma fimbria (sablefish), 6312 nucleotides long. It is a transcript of the gene cmip, whose product is annotated as c-Maf inducing protein. The record is from RefSeq and is a predicted model, not a curated record. NCBI's taxonomy places the organism in Eukaryota, Metazoa, Chordata, Actinopteri, Perciformes, Anoplopomatidae. The coding region runs from base 582 to 3038 and encodes 818 amino acids. Gene Ontology annotation, cellular component: cytosol; nucleoplasm. The transcript has 21 exons.
GAGAGAGAGAGAGAGAGAGAGAAAGAAAGACUGAAUAAAGAAGGGAAGCCGUGCCAGUGAGUCUGCAACGACCACGAACCCCCCCUACAGGAGCCCAGCGCCCGUCCGCGUUCUUUUCUCCCCCGUCGCGUGUCUCUCGCUGUGGAUUACUCGGGUUCGGCACCGGCGGAAGACGGAAUGGAUAAGGCCAUGGUCCCAGCGUAUUGAAUAGCUCGCUGCUGCUGCUGCUGCUGGUGGGGGGAGGUAGAGCCGAGACGCGCACCGUGGAGACAAUUUAUGGGGCAUUGUGCUCGGAGGAAAAUGGUGGAUUAUUUACACUGUAUCAUAAAAACCUUGGAUAUCCUUUCGUAAAACACUGAUUGUCGGGUUUCCGCGCCGGUCUCGGCCCUCUCCACGGGGACUCGGUCGUGUUCUAGCGGCCGGUAGGUAGGGAGCCCCCUCCAGCUCGAUCCAGACGACCUCAUCCACUUCUAUUUCUUUCUAUACAUGUAGGAUCAUCGCGUCGCUUCAACGCGCUCGCUCUCUCGUCCCACGAGAGUCUCAUUCGGAAAACAAGAAACUGCUGGAUUACCUACCGAGCGAUGGAUUUCAACGGCGGCGGCGGCGGCGGGACCAACGAGCUGCACAACAACCAGUUCUAUCAGUGCGAGGAGAACAAGCCACUGCUGGGGGAGAUGUCGGAGGGGAACAACAACAACACCGCCGCCAAGCUGAGCGCGGGGCCGUGCAAAAGGUCCCUGCACCACUGCAGCAGCGGCGGGAUGCGAUACAAGCUGCUGCACGAGGGGGACAUCCAGGUGUGCGUGGUCAAGCACCCCCGCACCUUCCUUAGCAAGAUCCUCACCUCCAAGUUCCUGCGGAGGUGGGAGCCGCACCACCUCACGCUCACGGACAGCAGCCUGACGUCGGCCACUCCCACCGGUUAUAUGGAGACGUCAUUGUCCUACAGCUCCAUAGAGGACCUGCAGCUCCUCUCGUGGGACAACGCUCCAAAGUACUGUGUCCAGCUCAGCUUCCCCGGCGGCACCGUCCUGCUUCAGGCUGCAAACAGCUACUUAAGGGACCAGUGGUUUCACUCCCUACAGUGGAAGAAAAAGAUCUACAAGUACCGUAAGGUUCUGAACAACCCGAGUCGCUGGGACGUGGUGCUGAAGGAGAUCAGGGCGCUGGUGGACAUGGCUCUGACCUCACCGCUGCAGGACGAGUCCAUCCACCAGGCUCCUCUGCACAUCAUCUCCACCCUGCUGGCUGAGAACUCUAAUCUCAGCACUCAGGAUCAUGAGAACAUCAUUGUGGCUAUUGCUCCUCUUCUGGAAAACAACCAUCCACCACCUGACCUCUGUGAGUUCUUCUGUAAGCACUGUCGGGAGCGGCCGCGGUCCAUGGUGGUGAUCGAAGUGUUCACUCCUGUGGUCCAGAGAAUCCUCAAACACAACAUGGAUUUUGGAAAGUGCCCUAGACUGCGUCUCUUCACUCAGGAGUACAUCCUUGCUCUCAACGAGCUGAAUGCCGGCAUGGAGGUUGUCAAGAAGUUCGUCCACAGCAUGCAUGGGCCAACGGGGCAGUGCCCUCACCCUCGUGUCCUGCCAAACCUGGUGGCAGUGUGUCUCGCCGCCAUUUAUUCCUGUUACGAGGAGUUCAUCAACAGUCGGGACAACUCUCCCAGCCUGAAGGAGAUCAGAAACGGCUGCCAGCAGCAGAACGAACGGAAGCCCCCGAUGCCACUCCGCCUGCUGCGCCCCGAGCCUCCGACCCCGCCCCCUGCCACCCUCCUGCCCCUCUCAGCCAACUCCGGCGCCCCUCAGCCACCUCCUUCCGCCCCCUCAAACCCCGCGCCAUCCAUUCCCAUCUCCUCCCCAACAACUCCCGCCCUGCCCCUCUCCCCUCCCCCUUCCGUCGUAAACUCCAGCGAGAUCCUGGUGGAGCUGGAGCGGAACAACAACUCGGCCAACGCCAGGCGGAAGGGCGGGCCGUCGGGGGGCGACAGCGAGCCCAACCUCAUCGACUGCCUGCUGGUCAGCCCCGCCGUCAACACCCUGUCCAUCCAGCUGCCAGCGCAGGCCGACCGGGUGCUGGGCUGCUUCGCUCUCAUCCUCAAAAUGCUGUCGGACUAUGAUGACUGGAGACCUGCUCUUGCCAGCCUGCUGCAGCCCAUCCCCUUCCCUAAAGAGGCCCUUGCACAUGCCAAAUUCACAAAGGAACUGAAAUACGUCAUUCAGAGGUUUGCGGAGGACCCUAGGCAGGAGGUGCAUUCCUGCCUACUCAGCGUGCGUUCAGGUAAAGACGGCUGGUUCCAGCUCUACAGUCCGGGCGGGGUGGCCUGUGAUGAUGACGGAGAGCUGUUUGCCAGCAUGGUUCAUAUCCUCAUGGGCUCCUGCUACAAGACCAAGAAGUUCCUGCUCUCGCUGGCUGAAAACAAGCUGGGGCCCUGCAUGCUGCUGGCCCUGCGUGGAAACCAGACCAUGGUGGAGAUCCUGUGUCUGAUGCUGGAGUACAACAUCAUCGAGAACAAAGACACCCAGCUGCAGAUCAUCUCCACCCUGGAGAGCACCCAGGUGGGCCUCCGCAUGUACGAGCAGCUCUGCGACCGACAGAGAGAGCUCAAAGAACUGCAAAGGAAAGGAGGCCCCACCCGGCUGACUCUGCCCUCAAAGUCCACGGAUGCAGACCUGGCCCGCCUGUUGAGUUCAGGUUCCUUUGGGAACUUGGAGAACCUGAGCCUGGCCUUCACCAACGUCACCAGUGCCUGUGCUGAGCAGCUCAUCAAGCUGCCCUCGCUCAAACAGCUCAACCUCUGGUCCACACAGUUUGGGGAUGCAGGGUUAAGGUUGCUCUCCGAGCAUCUGGCCUGUCUUCAGGUUUUGAACCUGUGUGAGACUCCUGUCACCGAUGCUGGUCUGCUGGCUCUCAGUUCCAUGAAGAGUCUGUGCAGUCUGAAUAUGAACAGCACCAAGCUCACAGCUGACACAUACGAGGACCUCAAGGCCAAACUGCCCAACCUUAAAGACGUUGACGUUCGGUACACGGAGGCCUGGUGAUCAACCACACUGCGCUCAUACAUAACCAGACACACACACACACACACACAGAUGCACACACUGCACAUAGGCUCAGAUACAUCACAUGGAAACUGUGUAGUGAUGUCACCUGCACCGACGCCCAUCGUUAGACCAGGAACUCUGAUAUCAUCCCCGAUGUGACCACAACAUCUCUGACGUUUUGCCGUCAGAGGCGGAGCCUUCAUCAUCUUCAGAUGCCAUCACCAGGAAGGAACUGUCCAGUCAGCAUCCCUUCUUUUUCUAAAUGAGAAACCUUCAUGGACCUUGCCACUCCCCUUACUUACCUCUUUCGUCAGUGCUACAAGGACCUUGUGAUCAAAGGACAUGCAAGCCCCGUGUUUCACAUUCGGUCUCUCAGUUUUCAUAUCCAGUCCAAGUCCAGCUCUCCCUCCUCUGUGUAUGUGUGUGUCGUGAGGAAAACCUGAGCCUUCCUCUCUUUAAUUCCUCUCUCUGUCUCUCUCCCGCCAUCGCGCCAUGAAGGCUGGACACAGCAGCUCACAUUCCAGUUCUUCUAAUGAUCCGAUCCACUAUGUAGCUCUCCAAACCGACCGUGUUAAACUGUCCCUCUCGCGCUCUUCGGCUUCGGUUUUCAGCCAUCUGGUCUCUCUCGUUUGGAAAAUGAGGUGCUACCUCCGAGAGGAGGAGGAGGAGAAAGAAGAAGGAGAGUUUGCGAGACUGUGCCUAUUCCUCUAAACGCCACAUGUUCACACACAAAAAGGAAAAAAAGGUUUUUAUCAACUUGAAUGGACAUAUUUUUCCAGACAUCUGUGCUUUCAUAUACUGUGUGUUUCUAUAUAAAACAUAUAUAUAUGAGGAGAACCCCCCAGUGAUGACAUUUCAGAAACACUUUGGGACCUCUGCAGGAAAGUUAAAUGGGGAUAGCAACGUUUGGUCCUUUUUACAUUUGUUCUCGGUGUACCAUGCUGAUGAUCUCCCAUUACUAUUUAAUAGGACAGCUGUGUAGCAGUAGCUGGGUGGUCUGGGACCGCCUCAUAUUUAUAAGUUGUAAAGCCUCCUUAGCGCUGUCUCUCCUGGAUUAUUACGUCCUGACAGUAAUGAAGUACACAGGCCCUGUGUUUUUAUUUUGCAACGUACAACAAAAAAAGCCAACCAAGAGGGCACGCUCACAUGGAUCUCUGUGUACCACGCCAUGGUGGUAACCUAGUGGACCUGAUUACCAGACCCAUCACCAGCUGACAGUUGUAUGUUUUCAUAUCCUCUGCAAUUUUUUUGAGUGGUGGUUGGGGGCUCUUUUUGAGACGAGUAAGAAAAAGGAGAAAGGACACUUGCCAAACAUCGUCAUGGAGUUGAGUUUUGUUUUGUGCAUCUUCAGGCCAACGUGGGGCUGGUUCCAGUAGUGACUGGUGUGUCUGCUGGAACCUGCCUGUGGAGACUCUGACCCCCCUACCAGGCUGGGGUCAGGGUGAAGAGUCCCAGUGCCUCUGGUGGAGCUGUGGAUGAGUUGCCUAUUGUUAUCUUUCUAUCUGUCACACCACCUGUUUUGAAUUGUUCUGCUGUAUUUAUAUUACGCCAUAAAAUAUUGGGUGACAUUUUUUUGGCUGUGGGGAUGAUUCGUUCCCCUCAAAGGAUGGGAAAAAAAUUAUUGUACAUAUUCUUUUACAUUGGGCUGUAAGGGACAACAGAUUAGGGGGAAAAUUGGCACCUUUCGGCCACAUUUGCCCGUCUACUUUCCCUCAAAUUGUUUCAUGCGAAGUGGUAACUGCCCUGACGCUCUGUCAGAAUCUCUUUUUCACUCUCUGUCUAGUUUGGGUUGCUUUCUCAAGUCCAAUCUCCACCCUUUUUCCCCCCAGUCGGCCCCGCUCUGACUGCAUCCAUCCGGUUUAUUUAUUUGUGUCGACCUCCAGAGUGCUCGGGAUGUUUGUUGAACGGAGGCAGAAGCUGCAGCAAAGGACAGAACACCGUCCGCCACGAGAGGCUUUGUUUCCUAUUUAUUAGGUGCCAUGCCAGUUUUGGGUUUGGCCCGUGGACUCAGUUUUGCGUACGGCCUUCUUUGGGUCUGGCUCUAGGACCUCUUUCAUAUCCUGUAUGAUGUGUAUAUACCAGUGUAUAUAGUCGUCUCCUCUCUUCGAACCCCCCCACCCACAUUUUACCCUCUUCAUCUUUUUUCUGUAUCUCUCAGCCUCCCUUCAUUGGCCGGCUGGUGUUGCCUUCAUCUUACGUGUGUGUAGUUGUUUUUGUAUUUCACACAAAGUGCACUGUAAUCUAACAAAUAAUGUUUUUCAAAGUAUCUUUUACGUUUUCAGACAUCUUUGAUUUGUUCACUUUAAUCAGACAUUUGUUUCCUGUGUUGUUGAUUAAUUUUUUUGUUUUUUUGCAUGUACACGUCGCUACGUCAUCUGGUAUUUUUUAUUUUGUUUUUAUAAAAAGGUUUGAAAUUUGAUAAAAGGGUCUGAUCACUAUCUCACUGAGGUUAAGGACUGAAACGGAGAGAUACCACAGAAUUAUUUUCUAAUUGGUUGUUGCCGAGAACCGACCUUCGACUCUGGACGGAUCCUAUUGGUCGAGGCAGUCGGGAUUUAAGUGAUAUUGCUUUUCUAAAAAUCUCAUACUGGUACUGAUGGACUGAAGCCGCCCCAAGAUGAGCUUUAAUCAUUGAAGUUUAUUUUCAUAUAUAAAAAAAACAUUCUGCCAGAUAAUCAUAUCAGAGGUGGACCACACUGACUGAACGUUAUCAUUUUUAAAUAAAGCUCCAGUGUAACUUUACUGUAAUUUGUUUCAUCCCUAAUGUCUGAAUGUUUUUUACAUUUGGAAAAUAGGGGGUGUAUAAUGGAAGGUUUUGUGUUGCGUCGUGUCUCCGUAUCCUGUGGAGCUCACUGAGCUUUGCUUUCCCUUCCCGUCCUGACUCCUCCCCCCCCUCUAGUCCAUCACCUCUGAUGUUUGUAGUUAACACAAACUGUAAAGAGUUUCUAUCAUGUCUAUACAGUUGUUAUGGAAGGAACAGGGUCAGAUGUGGCACAGCCUGACAAAUAUGACAGACUGAAUUAAAAAAAAUAAUAAUAAUUCCUUGUAGUAAAAAAUAUGUUUUGGCAGCUGGAGUAAAAGGGGGGGGGUCGGGUCGCCCAUCAUGUUUCUCUCUCUUUUUCAGUCUUUCUCCACGUUGAUCUGCUUCUCCUGCUGGGUUAUUAUUAUUGCUGCUGCUGCUCUGUGGCUGUUGUAAUAAAAAUACAAAAGAUCUUCAACAGGAAAAAUAACAACUAUGAUGUGAAAUAUUUCAAUCAAAAAUAAAUUGUCU